Molecule: messenger RNA, 207 nt
Organism: Prunus armeniaca (apricot)
Lineage: Eukaryota; Viridiplantae; Streptophyta; Magnoliopsida; Rosales; Rosaceae
Source: the annotation of a GenBank genome assembly
AUGAGAAACAGCGGUUCAAAGCAAGGGGAAGAGAGAAUUUUGAGAGGAUUUGUUGAGGGAAAAGAGGAAAGAAUGAAGGAAGAAAAAUGGGUGGCUUUAGCAAACUUCUGGCAGCUUGACGAAAGCUUUAUCAGGCUCUUGAGUGUUUUGCCAGAAGAGAAAAGGGGAAGCAAUGGAAGAACAUGGCUCGAAAUUGAAGGAUUCUAG